Molecule: messenger RNA, 2922 nt
Organism: Osmia bicornis bicornis
Lineage: Eukaryota; Metazoa; Arthropoda; Insecta; Hymenoptera; Megachilidae
Product: AMME syndrome candidate gene 1 protein homolog
Exons: 4
Coding region: 101-793 (230 amino acids)
Source: RefSeq, a predicted model, not a curated record
AAUCAGGACCGCGACGACAAAGAAGAAUGGGAGACGUGUGGGUCGAGGACCGAUUGUAUUUGCAGUAGCCGCGUCCGUCGAAGGAAUCAACUAACGAAACAUGGCUGCAGGUUGUUGUGGAACGAAAAAGCAAAAGCUGAACAAUUCGUCGAGUGUUCCUUGCAACGGAUCGGUGCUGCAAAAUGGCACGCAUUUAAGAAACGGUGUGAUUGUGAAGCCCGAAAUGGGAUUCUUUUGCUUCGAUGUCCUCUAUUGUCAGUUACAUCAACUUGACCCUCCAAAAUCACCUAACUUCAGUAACGAAGCAUUUCCAUUAUUUGUAACGUGGACCAUUGGGAAGGACAUGAGGUUGAGAGGUUGCAUUGGUACAUUUAAUGCAAUGCAAUUACACGCUGGUCUUAGGGAAUAUGCUACAACAAGUGCAUUCAAAGAUUCACGUUUUAAUCCUAUAACACGAGAAGAACUUCCACGCUUGCAUGUAAGUGUCUCCAUUUUGAGACACUUUGAGGAUGGUGUUGAUUAUUUAGAUUGGGAAGUAGGUGUUCAUGGAAUUCGUAUAGAGUUUCAUAAUGAAAAGGGCAAUAAAAGAACUGCUACCUAUUUACCUGAUGUUGCAACAGAACAAGGAUGGGACCAGAUACAAACAAUAGAUUCAUUGCUGCAUAAAGGGGGUUACAAAGGACAUGUUACCCCAGACAUUAGACGUAGUGUAAAAUUAACACGAUACCAGAGUGAGAAAAUUACUGUAAGCUAUCAGGACUAUAUGACACAUUGGCAUAGCCGGAGGUGCUAGCAGCUGGCUUGGGGCCCUAGCCAAGGACCCCAAUUAUCACAGAAUUCUAUUGCAGUUCACUAUAGUCCUAACACCUCUCAUACUUCUCAUUUACUAUAUAAUAGUUCUCAAUACAGUUCUUAUAUGGCCAGUCAAGAACACGGAGUAGUAAUGACACAACGUAACCAUCCUGCAUUUAUACAUCCUCUUCCAGUACCUCCUAUUUCCCCUGUUAUGGUACCUAUAUGGGAUUAUUCAUCAUUUUGGUGGGAUCAGACGGGUUCACCUUAUCCUCCUCCUCAUCCACACCUUUAUCCUCCCCCUCGGGUUCAUCGUUUUCCGUCGCAAGAAUCGGCCGAUCAUUCAAUUCGUAAACGAAAAUGACAUUGGAGACGGCUAUUGUUUACAAUUUUUCACUGUUUGAAAUGGUGCCUACUAUACUUUGUAUGUUUUUGCAUACAUAGUUUUCCCUUUAUGAUACCGCAAAGUUCUUCUUGAGAACGAUAGAAUUUGAUGUAUGAUGGCACUGUUUUGUUUCCUUGUUGAUCGUUAAUAAUUAUAUAAAUAAUUAUAAAGCAUGUAUGAAAAGUACAUUAACUUUGAACUUAAUAUUUAUAAUUAUUAACAAAGUUACACAUCAUCUAUUCAAAUUCGAAAUCCUGUACUAUAAUACAAUUAUUCAUUCUCUCAUGCUUUAAUACGUUCAUAAGUGAAACAACAUAAUUCAGUCCAUAAAUAGGAUGUAAAUGAAAUUAAAUUAACCCUGCCAUCAUACUCGUCAUAUGUCCAUGUAUAUUUAUGUCUGCAGUAUACGUAUGACAUAAACAACUACAUAGCACAGUGAUGCUGCCUGCAAUUCACUGCCUGCUUCACAAGAUUUAAUGUACAAAUUCAUGUGAAAAUACGUUUCUAUCAUUCAUAUAUCGUGAAAAACAAACAUAGAAUGUCAUUUUUAGAUCUGUGUAUGUACAUAAAUGAAGGAUAAAAGAAUAUAGAGUUUCUAUUGCUAGCAUUUCCACUGAUCUGUUAAUUCUUACAUAGCAUACAGUUGUUUGCAGCAUAAUUUUUGUGUUAUUACAUAUAUUUGCCAUAAAUGAUAAAAAAAUUUUCAUUUGAAUUGUCAUUAAUACGAAUUAAAUAAUUAAUAGAACAUAUAUUUUAAUGGAAGUUACUUAAAAACUUUAAGAUUACUGAUUUUUAUAUGAUCAUUCAUUUGUAAGACAUACACACACAAACAUGCAUUAAAUUCACUAAUUAAAAUUUCUUUGUACUAAUGGUAUAAAUAAAUGAUUUUUGUUAUAUUACCUUUAAAUGAUUAUUUGUGUGAUAUUGAAACAUUGAAAUCUAUCAAAAUAGGAAAUUUAUAAUAUAGUUUAAAAUUUGAUAGGUGAAUGAUUAUUUUUAUAUUAUAUUUCAUUUUUUUAAUACCAUUGCUACAUUGAAAUUUAAUAACUAUGGUUAUAUUAUAGUCCAGAGUUUUAUUACAGCAAAGGAUUCUUUCUGUCAGUUAAAGAUAUCGAUGUAUAAAUUAACUAUGUAAGUAAACAAGUUAAAUUAACAUCGGUUCAAAUUUCAAUACUUCUACUGUUUUAUGAUAUAAUAAGGUUUCAAUUUUUAAAAUGUAGAUAAUACUCUUUAAUACCUAUGUAUCAAUGCGAUGGAGAUUUUAUAGAAUGGGACCUCUACUGUAAAUAAGCAAUGGACUGCAUUAUGACUAUUAAAAUGCAUUCAUAAUAGUUUUUAAUAUAGCUGUAAGUAAAAAUGUGACGAUCUCAUUGUGAUUUUAAUUCUGUGACUCAGAAAAUACGAAUAGAAUUGCUAAUGCUUUGUAUAAAAUGCUUAUCUAAUUGCUCUAUUUUCAUUGAAACAAGGCAUAAUAUAAUAUAUUAAGGCAGUUUAAACUUUUGCAAUUUUAUCAUUUCAUUUUUAUUUAAUUACUUUGUGCACUGCCAAUUCAUGAAUUACUGUUUUUGUUGCUACAAAGAGACUUUAUUAAAAAAAAAAAAAAAAAAUACAAAAACAUUGAAAAUUUGAUUAAUUUAUAAUUAAUAUUUGUUGCUAGUAGAAUGUUUCAUCUGUUUUGUUUCUGACACUUAAUUAUGUACCGAAUAUCUUAUAACGUCCAAUAAACUGCCAGUUAUGUAGUAAAA